Entamoeba invadens IP1 is the source of this 816-nucleotide messenger RNA. RefSeq lists its product as hypothetical. The transcript has a single exon. The record is from RefSeq and is a predicted model, not a curated record. The coding region runs from base 1 to 816 and encodes 271 amino acids. Lineage: Eukaryota; Evosea; Mastigamoebida; Endamoebidae.
AUGGGACAUCUUACUGACGAAGUUCUUUCCACAAUAAUCUCAGAGUUGUACUCGGUUUACAAGAAGCCGUACAUUAGCCUAAAACUUUUAGACUCAGACGCACCUUUUUACUCGAGCAAAAUAGGUGGAAUACCAUAUUACCCCAAAGGCAUGAUAUACCCAACAAAUUCAAAUAAAGAUUAUAUGUACCUUCUCGCUCAAAUAAAUUUCAGUGAAAUGCCGAAAUUAAAAAAUUUCCCGACCACAGGAAUUCUUCAGAUAUUUAUAAACCCGGACGAUGAAUUUGGACUCUAUGACGCUGAUGGAAAGUACAACCCAAUUUUACAUAAAGUGAUUUACCACGAAAUUGUUGAUUUGGAUGAAAACCACCAGCAAACACUUCCCAAUGAUGUUGCUCAGAAUUACAACACAAAGCACGAAAUUGAAAAUAAAGUCCUCCCGUUUAAUUCAGUCUUUGCGCUCAAAGGAAAGUUGAAGGAGGGGGCUAGUUUCAGGUGGUACAAAGCAGACCAAAUUAUCGAUAAAAUGGCUUUGAAAUACAACGUCUCAAAUGAUGAGUUAUACAACGCAAUAAUGGAGGACGAUAGACUAAGACCACAAUUGUGUUCAUUGGGCGGAUAUCCAAACUUCGCACAAGAAGAUCCUAGAAGUGACGAUACAUAUGACACUUUGUUACUUCAAUUGGAGUCAAUCAAAGUCUCAAAACACAAGGAAAUAAUGUGGGGCGAUUGUGGUGUCGGAAAUUUCUUUAUUUCAACGGAAAAUUUGAAGAAAAGAAAUUUUGAUGACGUGCUUUAUAACUUCGACUGUUGUUAG